Lodderomyces margitis is the source of this 735-nucleotide messenger RNA. RefSeq names its product monothiol glutaredoxin (gene GRX3). NCBI's taxonomy places the organism in Eukaryota, Fungi, Ascomycota, Pichiomycetes, Serinales, Debaryomycetaceae. The transcript has a single exon. Bases 1 to 735 code for a protein of 244 amino acids. Gene Ontology annotation, molecular function: 2 iron, 2 sulfur cluster binding. The record is from RefSeq and is a predicted model, not a curated record.
AUGGGUGUUAUAGAAGUUGAGAGUGAGCAACAGUUCACUGAGUUAACGAAGUCCAAUGAUUCCAAAUUAAUCGCAUUGUAUUUCCACACACCGUGGGCUGGCCCUUGUAAGACCAUGAAUCAGGUUUAUAAAACAUUGGCCGAUUCAAAGGCGCAAGACCCAUCAAUAGUAUUCCUUGCCAUCAAUGCCGAUGACUUGUCGGAAAUCAGCGAGCUAUUUGACGUUAGUGCAGUUCCGUAUUUUAUCCUAAUACGUAAGCAAACUAUAUUGAAAGAGUUGUCAGGAGCAGACCCCAAGGAAUUCAUUGCUGCGUUGAACCAGUUUUCAGGUUCUAGUGAUGCCCAACCUGCAAACGGCUCUAAUACAGAAGGAACUUCCAAUGGAGCUCCACAAGAUGCUGCUGAGCCAGUAGAGGAGACAGAAGAGGCGUUGAAUGAGAGAUUGACUAAAUUAACCACAGCUGCACCAAUUAUGUUGUUUAUGAAAGGUUCCCCAUCGAGUCCACAAUGUGGGUUUUCAAGACAGCUUGUGGCUAUCUUGAGAGAGCAUCAAGUUAGAUUUGGGUUUUUCGAUAUAUUGAAGGAUGACUCCGUGAGACAAGGGUUGAAAAAGUUUAGUGACUGGCCAACUUUCCCUCAAUUGUACGUUAAUGGAGAAUUCCAAGGAGGGUUAGAUAUCAUCAAAGAGAAUCUAGAAGAAGACGACCAGUUUUUCGAAAACGCUUUAAAAGCUUAG